UCGCACAAACUUCCGGUUCCGGUUUGCUCAGCAGCGGCAGUGGCGGCGCUGUGCGGAGAUGCUCGGGUUCAUAGAGAGGUAACAUUACCGGUAAACGGGAGCGCGAGACCCACUUACCGUGCCCGGAAACACGUGAGAGAGAGAGAGAGAGAGAGAGAGAGAGAAACACGUGAGAGUGUGUGUAAGUGUGUGUGAGAGAGCUGCCUGCCAGCUGCCCCCCCCCCUCGAGCCGCUCUCUGGUCGUCAUGGCGAAGAACACGCUGUGGUCGCGGUUCCGGGGUGUGGACAUCGACCAGUACGACGAGAACCGCUUCGUGGACGAGAACGAGGAGUCGGCGGAGCAGCAGGGACCGGACGGAGCCGAGGUGGACGCGCUCAUCAGGCAAGGAGACUUGAUGACGGCGUUCCACGUGGCUCUGAAGAACCCGCCCAUCGACUCCAAAAACCCGGCCGUGAAGGAACGUGCCCAGGCCUUGGUGCUGCGUGUUCUCACCUCUUUUAAGAGCAGCGACAUCGAGCCGGCCGUGAAGUCUCUGGAUAAGAACGGCGUGGAUCUGCUGAUGAAGUACAUCUACAGAGGGUUCGAGAAGCCUUCAGAUAACAGCAGCGCCAUCCUGCUGCAGUGGCACGAAAAGGCGUUUGCUGUCGGAGGUUUGGGUUCCAUCAUACGAGUCCUGACGGCGCGGAAAUCCGUGUGAAAAAAAGAGGAAAAGAAGAAGACAAUUCAGAGCCACGGCGUCUACCACCGUAUUUUCAUUUUUCCUUCCUCUUAAAUAUGGACAGUGCGUGCACACACACACUCGUGCGCACACACACACACUCGUGCGCACCCACACACUCAUGCGCGCACACACUACACACUCGUGCGCACACACUGAAUCGAAUGGUGUGCUUUAUUUAAUAACGAUCUGAAGUAUGUGUGUGUGUGUGUGUGUGUGUGUGGUGUAUUUAUUCUACAUUAUUAUCGAAUGAUUUUCAGAUCAGUGCCCGGAGGCUUAAAAGAGGAAACCGGAUGAAGAUGAAGCUCCGGCUCUCAGAUACACACUCUUCAGAUCUCUUUAGAUUUUUUUUGUACAUAAAGAUGAUUAAUAUAUAAAUUGGGGAAUUAAUGAUAUAAAUAUAUUACGUGUCAGAUGGAGGUUGCGCGAGUCCUGAUUGCGUCGCGGGUCGUGAAAGGGGGAGGGGCUUAAUUCUUGAACAGCGUCCCGUCAGGCUGGUUUUCUUGAAAUAGUGAAUGGAAUGAGUUAAAUAACUCACUGAUAUUUUUAUUUCAAGUACUACAAAGAAAACUGAUAUAUAAAGGUUUGUGAUUGGUCGAUUGUCUUUAAGCCCCGCCCUUUUGACGAUUCCUGAUUGAGGACAUGCAGAUAUAUGUGUGGGUGGGGGUUGGUCAGGGGUUAUAUGUGAAGUGCCUGGUGCAAUAAAGAUCACAAAUCUGUC
Silurus meridionalis is the source of this 1440-nucleotide messenger RNA. RefSeq names its product actin related protein 2/3 complex, subunit 5-like, a (gene arpc5la). Gene Ontology annotation, molecular function: actin filament binding. Bases 246 to 698 code for a protein of 150 amino acids. The record is from RefSeq and is a predicted model, not a curated record. Gene Ontology annotation, biological process: Arp2/3 complex-mediated actin nucleation; regulation of actin filament polymerization; cell migration. NCBI's taxonomy places the organism in Eukaryota, Metazoa, Chordata, Actinopteri, Siluriformes, Siluridae. The transcript is spliced from 4 exons. Gene Ontology annotation, cellular component: actin cytoskeleton; cytoplasm; Arp2/3 protein complex.